This is a messenger RNA of Rhodofomes roseus, 924 nucleotides long. RefSeq names its product beta-lactamase-like protein. The record is from RefSeq and is a predicted model, not a curated record. The transcript has a single exon. Lineage: Eukaryota; Fungi; Basidiomycota; Agaricomycetes; Polyporales; Fomitopsidaceae. The coding region runs from base 1 to 924 and encodes 307 amino acids.
AUGAGUCUACCACCACCAGGGGAUAACCAGGCAUACUGCACGGUUUCUGUGCUCGACGCAGGGUUUGUCGACGUGCCUAUGGCACAAAUCAUCGACACCGCACCUUCGGAAGAGAUAUUCCGCUUCCCCUGUCUCGUCUUCCUCCUCAAGCACUCCUCCCGUCCCGACACAUUCGUCUUCGACCUAGGCGUCCGCAAGGACUGGGAGACCGCGUUGGCGCCUUCGCUCGUGGCCAUGAUCAAGAAGUGGUAUGGCGUGGACGUCCCGCAGGACGUGGUCGAUUCCCUGAAGAAAGGCGGGCUCGAGCCGGCGGAUGUGACACACGUCUGCAUCUCCCACGUCCACUUCGACCACCUCGACCACCAAGGCGACCCGCGGGUCUUCACGAACGCGACCGUAAUCGCCGGGGACGGUAGUCGCGCCCUCCUGAUGCCCGGCUACCCCGCCAACCCAAACGCACACUUCCAUAGCGACCUCUUUCCUGAAGGCCGCACGCGUUUCGUCUCUCCGGACAACCCGGACAUGGUGUGCAUCGGCCCGUUCGCGAAGGCGCUCGACUACUACGGCGACGGCAGUCUGUACAUCGUCGACGCGCCCGGACACCUCCCUGGUCAUCUCUCGCUCCUCGCGCGCACGUCUGCGGAUGGCGGGUGGGUCUUUAUGGCUGGGGAUGCGGCCCACGACUGGCGGCUCCUCACCGGCGAGGCCAGCAUGGCGGACGGCCCUCAUUUCGGCUGCGCGCAUAGGGACAAGGAGACGGCUGCGAAGAUGGUGGCACAGAUUAGAGCCCUUGCGGAACAGCCGAGGGUCAGGGUGAUGCUGUCGCAUGACGUACCGUGGUAUGAGAAGAAUCAAGGCGGAGGUGCAUUCUGGCCCGGGAGAAAGAGAGAGAAGUUCUCUGUAUAUUCUGGCCCGGGAGCCUGA